UCACCUGUAGCCACAUUUCAGAUUUCUGGGACAAUACAGGGAGCAACUCCCUUGAAACGUCUGGAAUACACUGGUGGUGAAUGAAAUAAGACUUCGUAGAUAAUCACCUGCCUUUCGUGGUGGUGGCUUCCCUACUCAGCAGGCUGGGAGUGGCUGUACGAUGCCUGAACUGCAUAACUUUCCCCCCCUGAGGGACCCCAGUGGCCCUGAGCUGGGUUUAAAUGCACCCGCAGACCCAGCUCGAAUCCAGCACAGCAUCCUGGAGGAGCAGGUGGAGCUGUGGUGGUUCAGAGAUCCCGGGAAGUCUGUGCUCUGCUACUGCGUGGCCGUGCUCCUGAUCCUGGGCUGUGGGCUGGGAGGCGUCGGCCUUCUCUCCACCACCACCAGCGUCUCCAGCGAAUGGCGGCUGGGCGUGGGCACGGCGCUCUGCCUGCUCGCCCUGGGCGUGCUGCUCAAACAGCUGCUCAGCUCGGCCGUGCAGGACAUGAACUGCAUCCGAAGCCGCCAGCGCAUUGACAUGCUGAAGAGCGGCGGUUUGUCCGACCUCCUCGUGGUUUCCAUCACGGGGGUGUCACUGUUAAUCUGCGGAGGGGUGCUGCUGCGUCUGGCCCUGGUGAACCACAUGCCGAAGCCAGGCCAGGCCCUGAAUGACAUGUACAUCUCCGGAGUGGUUCUGCUGGCUGGAGGGGGGGCGGCAGUAGUGGGUGUUGUGAUUUAUUUCAUCGUGGUGAUCCUGCUGGAGAGGACAAGGCCCGGACGCAGGCUGCUGGACCGGGUGUUGAAUGUCUUCACUGUCUCUGGACGCAUGGAGCGCCAGGGUCGCAGAGAGACCACCUCCAGUCUGGCAAACCUCAUAUGAGACAGAACCACAAUAAAGUGUGUAAUUUGGAUCCUUGCUUUUAAUAUCAGAACAUUUCGCCUCACGUUAGAGGGACAAUGAUGAAAACACUUUUCACACACCGUACGUCAGCAGCUCGGUCACAUGGGACAUGUCUCCCCGGUGAAGAAGUGAACGAGUCCUCAAGUGUUUGUCUUUUUGUUUUGUCUUCAGGUCUCUGACAGAGACGCAGGCACAACAAGGAGAAAUGCUGAUUCCAUUAGUAUUUAGAACGAUUUUUCUUUUCAAUGAAAAGCACAAAUUCUAUCGAGUGUAAUAUCGGUUCCAAAACAGGAGUGUUUUCAUGUUAUUGUUAUCACACCGAAUUUAUUACAAAGGAUCUGUAGUGUUUGAUUACGCUCUUGUCAAAUAAUCUCUGACGAUGUAACACAAAGUUGUAAAUCUGCACAACGGUGGAUGAGACGUCUCACACAAGCGCACUAACAGAAAGAUUAUUGCACGAAUAAAAAGCCACAACACAAAUGCUAUCACUACAACUUAGAUGCAAAAGCCACAACACAACUGUAAAAACCCACACAACGGAAACACAACCACAAUGGAAUAUAGUGGCUGCGGUUGUUGACUAAAAUGAGCAGAGAUACUUACUGCGGCCACGGUCGCCUGUAAAAAACCCAGUCAAGCCGAUCGCUGCUUAAAGGUUCAGUGUGUAGAAUUUAGUGACAUCUAGUGGUGAAGUUGCAAUUUGCAGCUGAAUACCCCCUCAUCUCACCCCCCCUUCCAAAGGGAGAAAGAGAACUUGUGGUAGCCUUCAGUUGUCAUAAAAACUCAAAAGGUGUAAAAAAAAAAAUGGCGGCCUCCGUGGAGAGAAACCGCUACCGAUGUAAAUAUAAAGUAUUUAAAUAUAAAGGGGUCAUUCUACGAUAAAGAAAACAACAACUCGCACAAUUUAGAUGAAACACACUAGUCAAAACAUCAGUAGGAUUAUUUUAUAUUAAAUUUCUGCCAAUAGAUUCUUUCCCGUUAUGGUACAGGUGCAUUCUUUCGGGUUUCGGGUGCUUCAGGCAGUGCUUUGCUCACUUCUGUUGAGGUUGUGAUUCUGUUGUGUUGCUUUUGCAGUUGUGUGUCUUCUGUUAAGACCCUUGUGUGGGUGUCUCGACCUCAGUAACACACAGAUGGAGAAGCAGGAAGCUGGUUUGUCGAAGGUGAUGUGAGGCUGUGGUUAAAGGGGCCAGUUACACGCCUGUGUGUGUAUCUGUUCUAAACAUGUAUCCUGUCAAAGUGCUCUUGGACCACACGUCUGUCCUCG
Molecule: messenger RNA, 2144 nt
Organism: Limanda limanda (common dab)
Lineage: Eukaryota; Metazoa; Chordata; Actinopteri; Pleuronectiformes; Pleuronectidae
Product: transmembrane protein 125
Exons: 1
Coding region: 161-859 (232 amino acids)
Source: RefSeq, a predicted model, not a curated record